Messenger RNA from Cheilinus undulatus (humphead wrasse), 2529 nucleotides. Its product is annotated as mucin-5AC-like. NCBI's taxonomy places the organism in Eukaryota, Metazoa, Chordata, Actinopteri, Labriformes, Labridae. The annotation marks the transcript as partial. The record is from RefSeq and is a predicted model, not a curated record. The transcript is spliced from 4 exons.
ACAACAACAGCUGCUCCUACAACCACCACAACAACAGCUGCUCCAACCACCACAACCACAGCUGCCCCAACCACCACAACUACUGUUGCUCCCACCACCACCACAACCACAGCUACUCCAACAACCACCACCACAGCUAUUCCAACCACCACAACCACAGCUACUCCAACAACCACAACAACAGCUGCUCCAACCACCACAACCACAGCUGCCCCAACAACCACAACUACUGUUGCUCCCACCACCACAACAACAGCUGCUCCAACCACCACAACCACAGCUGCUCCAACCACCACAACCACAGCUGCUCCAACCACAACAACCACAGCUGCUCCAACCACCACAACCACAGCUGCUCCAACAACGACGACCACCACAACUACUGUUGCUCCCACCACCACAACCACAGCGGCUCCAACCACCACAACCACAGCUGCUCCUACCACCACCACAACAACAGCUGCUCCAACCACCACAACAACAGCUGCCCCAACAACCACAACAACCGCGGCUCCAACCACCACAACCACACCAGCCCCAACCACCACAACAACAGCUGCCCCAACAACCACAACAAACACAGCUACUCCAACAACCACCACCACAGCUAUUCCAACCACCACAACCACAGCAGCUCCAACCACCACAACAACAGCUGCUACAACCACCACAACUACUCCAACCACCACAGCUGCCCCAACAACCACAACUACUGUUGCUCCAACCACUACAACCACAGCUGCUCCAACCACAACAACCACAGCUGCCCCAACAACCACAACUACUGUUGCUCCAACAACCACAACCACAGCUGCUACAACCACCACAACCACAGCUGCUACAACCACCACAACCACAGCUGCUCCAACCACAACAACCACAGCUGCCCCAACAACCACAACUACUGUUGCUCCAACCACCACAACCACAGCUGCUCCAACCACCACAACCACACCAGCUCCAACAACCACAACUACUGUUGCUCCCACCACCACAACAACAGCUGCUCCAACAACCACAACCACAGCUGCUACAACCACCACAACCACAGCUGCUCCAACCACCACAACCACAGCUGCUCCAACAACCACAACUACUGUUGCUCCAACCACCACAACCACAGCUACUCCUACAACCACCACAACAACAGCUGCUCCAACCACCACAACAACAGCUGCCCCAACAACCACAACCACCACGGCUCCAACCACCAUAACCACACCAGCCCCAACCACCACAACUACUGUUGCUCCCACCACCACCACAACCACAGCUACUCCAACAACCACCACCACAGCUAUUCCAACCACCACAACCACAGCAGCUCCAACCACCACAACAACAGCUGCUACAACCACCACAACUACUCCAACCACCACCACAUCAGCUGCUCCAACCACCACAACCACAGCAGCUCCAACCACCACAACAACAGCUGCUCCGACCACCACAACCACAGCUGCCCCAACAACCACAACUACUGUUGCUCCCACCACCACAACAACAGCUGCUCCUACAACCACAACCACAGCUGCUACAACAACCACAACCACAGCUGCUCCAACCACAACAACCACAGCUGCCCCAACAACCACAACUACUGUUGCUCCAACCACCACAACCACAGCUGCUCCUACAACCACCACAACAACAGCUGCUCCAACCACCACAACCACAGCUGCCCCAACAACCACAACCACCACGGCUCCAACCACCAUAACCACACCAGCCCCAACCACCACAACUACUGUUGCUCCCACCACCACCACAACCACAGCUACUCCAACAACCACCACCACAGCUAUUCCAACCACCACAACCACAGCAGCUCCAACCACCACAACAACAGCUGCUCCAACCACCACAACCACAGCUGCCCCAACAACCACAACUACUGUUGCUCCCACCACCACAACAACAGCUGCUCCAACCACCACAACCACAGCUGCUACAACCACCACAACCACAGCUGCUCCAACCACAACAACCACAGCUGCUCCAACCACCACCACCACAACUACUGUUGCUCCCACCACCACAACCACAGCUGCCCCAACAACCACAACCACAGCUGCUCCAACCACAAGCUGCUCCAACCACCACAACAACCACAGGUGCUCCACAAACUACAACAACCAUAGCUGCUCCAACCACUACCACCACACCAACAACAACAACUACUCCACCAACCACCACAACUACUCCAACCCCCACAACCACUCCAAUCACCACAACCACUCCAGUUUCCACAACCACUCAAACCACAACAACCAUUCCAAUCACCCCAACAACUCCAACAACCACGACAGUCACCACUACCACUCAAGCCACAACAACCACUUCAACCACCACAACCAUUCCAAGCAUUACAAGUCCAAUCACUACAACCACUCAAACCACAUCAACCACUCCGAUCACUACGACAACUGUUCCAAUCACAUUAACCACUCAAACAACAACGACUCCCACCACAUCAACCAUUGUUUGAAGAUCGGCUCAUCUCUGGAAUACCCCACACAGUUAACGUAA